Coffea arabica (coffee) is the source of this 2683-nucleotide messenger RNA. Its product is annotated as protein NLP6-like. Gene Ontology annotation, molecular function: protein binding; DNA-binding transcription factor activity. The record is from RefSeq and is a predicted model, not a curated record. Lineage: Eukaryota; Viridiplantae; Streptophyta; Magnoliopsida; Gentianales; Rubiaceae.
UGUGUCUAUAUAUGAAUAUAUGCAUAGUAUUAGUUUCCUAUACAGAAGCUAAAAUAGAUGUAGCAGUAAGAAACUGAGAGUCGGGAAACAGGAUCGAUCCGGAAGAUAUAGCAGUUUUGUCCUGUACAAAUGGCAACGGAAGCUCAAACUUUUCCCUCCCCUCCUUUUUCUACGGAAGGUUUGGGGCCUUGUGAACUAUCAUACUCCCAUUCAUUUAACAAUUCUUUUCACCAGUGGACUUUCUGGAGCACAUGCGGCAAUGACGAAGGACGCUGCGGGAAGACUCCUCAUCUCUCACUCUCAGCCGCUGCUGACGCUGCCGUGAUUAAGACCGACAUCAAAUGGUUUAUGCAACUCGAUACGGAAACAAUAAUGUGGUGGCGGUGUCUAGUUCAGUUCUGGGGUUUAGUGAGGAUUGGCGACAAAACGUAUUUGACAACUUGUGACCAGCCUUUUGCUCUCUGCUACUACUUUGAUCCAGACGUCAAGCCACUAUGUGAAUAUAGGAAGCUCUGUUUGGAGUGCUUAAUACCCGUGGAUGAUGAUGAUGAUGAUGAUGUUGAGCUUAUAAUUGGUCCCCCUGGUCGGGUGUUCCGCAGUGGAUUCCCUGAAUAUGCAGAGGAUGUGCAUGAUUACACUAGUAGAGAGUAUCCUCAACGUGAUUAUGCGGUCGACCGUGCCAGGUAUUACUGGGCGUUACCAAUCUAUCAUCCUACUCGGCACCUUCCCGUUGGUGUACUGGAAAUUGUAUCACCAUAUGUUGUUGGCGACUUACCUCGACGUCAGGUUUUGGAGAAGCUUCAGAAUCAACUACAGAAGGUGAAUCUGACAACUACUUGUGUAAGACUCGCGGAAGCAAGUUCAUGUCAAGAUGGAGAAAUUGCUAAAAUUGACAAAGCAUUGAGAAAUACCAAGUCAAUAUUCAAGCGUCCAAAACAUGGACUGUAUUAUUCCGAAACUUGGACUACUUCUGGAGAAAUACUAAGUUCUCGUGAAGGCGUAGAUUUUAUUCGGAAGGGACAAGGGGUAGUUGGGAGAGCAUUCUCAUCCAAAAGUGCAUGCUUUUGUAGGGAUGUAAGACAAUUAAGCAUAACAGAGUACCCGUUGGUACCCAAUGCACGACACUAUGGGGACUCUGCCUGUUUUGCAGUUUGUUUGCAGAGCUCUUGCUCGAGCAAUUGCAUUUAUGUACUGGAGUUCUUUUUACCUACAAAUGAAAAAGACUAUGGGGAUUGUAGGAUAAUGCUGAACAGCAUAAUGGAGAAAUUGAAAAAAUACCUCAGGAGUUCUUUUAAGAUUGCUUUAGGACAAGAAUUGGGGCAAAAAUUGACUGUUGAGGUUAUAAAAGUCACUCCAGAGGAUGAAUUUGAUUCUUUUGAAAUCUGCAGUACUACUGGUAUUGAAUCUACACCUAGGCUUGGAAAAGUACAAGGAGGAGAAGGAAUGAUGCAACUUGAUUUCUCAUCUCAACAAGUUGAUGCUGCAAAUGGUUCUAUGAAUGGAAGUGUUGAAUCUACACCUAGGCUUGCAAAAGCACAAGGAGGAGAAGGAAUGAUGCAAGUUGAUUUCUCAUCUCAGCAAGUUGAUGCUGCAAAUGCUUAUAUGAAUGGUGUCCAUGGACAGCAGAGUGGGAUUGUUGCAAAAGCACCAGAGCACGCGCAGGACUUUGUCAACAUAUCAUAUCAAGAAUUAAAUCUUGCAGGAGUUGAUGUUGCGCACAAUUCUAUGAAUGGUAUUUAUGAACAGCAAGAUGGAAUUGUUAGAUCUUCAAUUGGACAGGUGCUCAUGCAGAACAUGGUCAGCAUAGCGGAUUAUGAACCAAUUGUGGAAGAUCCUAAAAGAGAUGAUGCUAGUAUAGAACAGAGCGGCAAUGAAGUGACUAAUUUAAAGAUGCAAGAGCCUAGUUGUACUUUAAAAAGCGACCUUGGAAUUACUCACGAGGUUCUUGAACAAAAUUCUAUGAGGAAACUUGAAGAUGCUGCAAAAAAUAUUGGAGUCAGUCGAUCUACAUUGAAGCGUAUAUGUAGGGAGUAUGGUAUUCACAGAUGGCCCCCUCGUAAAGAAAGAAAGGUCAACCAAGUCUUUGCUAAACAAAAAGUUGUUCAACCCGCUAUUGAAAAUGUUGAAGAACACCACUGGUUAGAUGCAACGAGGCUAGAAGAUGAUAGCAGUAUGUGGAUGAUCAAGGCAAAAUAUCAAGAGGACAAGAUAAAAUUUGAACUUUCAUCUUCUGCCCGUAAAAUCGAUCUGGAGAACAACAUUGCACAACGAUUCAAUCUAUCCGGUGGAAGUUUUAAAAUUAAGUAUCAGGAUGAACUUAAUGACUGGAUUUUGAUAACCUGUGAUACAGAUCUGAGUUUUUGUAUGAAAACACUACAAAAACUAGGUAGGACAACAAUUGAAAUGUGGGUCAGUUGAUCAGCAUCUGUGAACCUUUGUACAAUUAAUUUGUUUGUUAAUAUUGGUGCUCUAGCACGACAAGCUUUACUGUGGUCAUUAAGCAGCUUAUAGGUUGUCCCAUAAGUUGCUCAAUAUACAAUUAAAUCUUGUCAACUAGAUGACCAAAAGUCUAGUUGGUAGAAUGAUACUAAGUCAGAAUUUUAUUUGUUGUAGCCCAUAUUUGUAUCCCUCAUUCCUCUCUCUCAUUUUCAAUUCCCACUUCUCACUUUCCAUGACGGCACAA